This is a messenger RNA of Danio rerio (zebrafish), 2558 nucleotides long. It is a transcript of the gene swap70b, whose product is annotated as switching B cell complex subunit SWAP70b. Lineage: Eukaryota; Metazoa; Chordata; Actinopteri; Cypriniformes; Danionidae. Gene Ontology annotation, cellular component: plasma membrane; nucleus; lamellipodium. Gene Ontology annotation, molecular function: calcium ion binding. The record is from RefSeq and is marked provisional.
CAAGUGCGACGCCAGUCAGCAGACGGAGAAACUACCUCUGAAAAUGGGACUAAGGGACGAGCUUCUCAAGGCAAUCUGGCAUGCCUUCACAGCCCUGGAUGUGGAUAAAAGUGGGAAAGUGUCAAAAUCUCAGCUGAAGGUGCUUUCCCAUAACCUGUGCACAGUGAUGAAGAUCCCUCAUGAUCCUGUAGCUCUAGAGGAACACUUUAGAGAUGAUGAUGAAGGUCCGGUUUCCAAUCAGGGAUACAUGCCCUACCUGAACAGGUUCAUUCUGGACAAGGUUCAGGACAACUUUGACCGGAUUGAUUUUAACAGGAUGUGCUGGACUCUGUGUGCCAGAAAAAACCUCAACAGAAACCACCUGCUUAUCUCAGAUGACGAUGCCUUUAAGAUCUGGUGUAUUUUCAACUUCCUGUCUGAGGAUAAAUAUCCACUGGUCAUGGUCUCAGAGGAGAUAGAGUACUUCCUUCGUAAACUAACAGAAGCCAUGGGCGGCAGCUGGAUUGAGGAGAAGUUCGAACAGUACAAGCUCCAGCUGAGCAGCAAGCACCAGUGCCUGAAAGUGUGGGAGCUGAUCGAGCUGGUGGGAAUGGGUCACUUCAGUAAAGGCAUGGACCGCCAGACUCUCUCCAUGGGCAUCACUGAAGUGUUCCACGAGCUGAUUCUGGAUGUGCUCAAACAGGGUUACAUGAUGAAAAAGGGACACAAAAGAAAGAACUGGACUGAACGGUGGUUCCUCUUGAAGCCCAGCUUAAUUUCAUACUAUGUCAGUGAAGACCUUACAGAGAAGAAAGGAGACAUACUACUAGAUGGAAACUGCUGUGUUGAGUCGUUACCUGAUAAGGAGGGCAAAAAGUGCCUUUUCUACGUCAAGUGCUCUGACAAAAGCUUUGAAAUCAGCGCCUCCGAUAAGAAGAAAAAACAAGAGUGGAUUCAAGCUAUUCAGACCUGCAUUACACUCUUGAAGGUGGGACGUCCAGCUCCGCACCAUGAGGCCAGGCAGAAGCGGCGAGAGUUACGACAAAAACAACAGGCUGAGCAGGAAGAACUGGAGCUGAGAAUGAGAGAGCUGCAGAUGGCCAACGAGAACAAACAGAGGGAGCUGGAGGCCAUGAGGAAGAAACUGGAGGAGGCAGCAGCCAAUGCAGCAGACGAGGAACGCAGACGUCUGCAGACCCAGAACGAGCUGCAGGAUCUGUAUCGGCUGGAAAUGGAGAAAGAGAAAAUGGUACGACAGCAAAUGGAGGAACAGGUGGCUCAGAAGUCCAAUGAGCUAGAGCAGUAUCUGCAGCGCGUCCGUGAACUGGAGAACAUGUACCACAGCUUAGAAGAAGCACUGGAGGAGGAAAGACAGGCCAGACAGGAUGAGGAAACUGUCCGAAAACUACAGGCCAGGCUGCUGGAGGAGGAAGUGUCCAAGCGUGCAGAGCUGGAGGAGAUUCACCUCUAUCAGCAGCAGACCAUUUCUCAGACACAGGCAGAGAAGCAGGAGCUGGAGCGAGAGCGUCUGGCCAAGGAGAGCGCUUUAGAGUCCGCCAUGCAGCAGCUGCAUCAGCUGGAGGCAGACAGACAGGGAGCUCUGGAGCAAUAUCAGGAGGUCAUGAAGAAACUAUCAGAUGCUGCCAAUAAUACAAAGAGCUGGAAGGACAAAGUGGCUCAGCAUGAAGGACUCAUAAGACUCAUUCAGCCAGGUCCUAAAUACCCUCAGAAAAUCACAAACUGGGGACCUGCAGCAUUUACAGACGCAGAACUCAACCUGAGAGAGAAGGACUGGCAGGAGAAGAAAAACAGGCCUGCUACACCGCAGUAGUGCUCUUACAGUGCUGUUUAUGCGGUGUUACUGUAGACAGUCACUAGUGAAGUAUAUUUACUGCCUCUGUGGGGUUAGUCAGUCUCUGACCACACUAAAACUGUAGGCCACUGAACUUUACACAAGUUCAGUCUGGUCUCAUCGCUCCUGUCUCUACCGUAACAUUCAGUGUCAUUUUAGCCUCUGCUUUUAAACGUUUUAUACAAUUUGUUUGUAUGAUGAUCUACAUCUUGUGAAUGUGUUCAUUUCGGUGCAUUUCCACCAAAGUAAAGGCAGAUGUUUCUUCCCUGUAGUUCAUGAGUUUAGUUUAUGUUUUCAUUUUUAUAAAAGUGAAAUAAUGGAAAUAACUUCUCUGACCAAGUAACAUUUAAAAAACACACUUAUCAUUUUACACUGUGCAGUCAUUUCUAAUUUAGCUUUUCAGAAAUGUCAGUUUUACAUUUGAAAUUGUCACUCGGCAUGCAAAAUUAAACUAAUGAACUAACUGUUCUACUUUACUAGAACAGUUGACGUAGCAGAAAUGUAUGAAAGUGUUUACUACACUGUAAAGGCAGUCUCAUUGAAGAAGACAUGAUUGCAGUAUUAACUAAUUUAUACUCUCAAGUUAUUAACAAAACUGAAUUUUUGGGAUUGUUCUUUCAGUCGUGUAUAUUUCUGUACCAAACUGAUGCGUUUGCUUUCAAACUAAUGUCCCGAUUUAGGACCUGAGACUGUACUGUUUAUCAUUCAAUAAAAAGGGAUUAUUUAA